Molecule: messenger RNA, 2242 nt
Organism: Vespa velutina
Lineage: Eukaryota; Metazoa; Arthropoda; Insecta; Hymenoptera; Vespidae
Gene: Mob4
Product: MOB kinase activator-like 4
Exons: 4
Coding region: 294-959 (221 amino acids)
Cellular component (GO): cytoplasm
Source: RefSeq, a predicted model, not a curated record
AGUGAUCCACCUAUGAAGCUGUUAUAAACGUGUGUGCGCUUCAUUCGUUUCCUUUAAAUUAAAAGCUAACAUUGUUUGCAACAUUCUUUUUUUAAUACAAGUUCAAUACAUUUUAAAAUCUUAUUUCUCUUUUUGUUUUUUUUUGUUCUUUUUUUUUUUUUUUUUUUUAAUAACUAAAUUAGAGGUUAGAAAUAACCUUUCAAAGACGAUAAAGCAAAGGUUUAUUGAGAAGAAGCAUCUCCCUUUCUGAUACAAUUGGAUGUUCAAGCAUAUUAAUUGCAAGAACUGACAAAAUGAAGAUGGCGGACGGACCUACAAUCUUGAGAAGAAAUAGACCCGGAACUAAAGCUAAGGAUUUUAGCAUGUGGCCAGAUGAAGUAUUUGAAGAAAUGGAUAGCACAUUGGCGGUACAACAAUAUAUACAACAGACAAUCAGGAGAGAACCAUCAAAUAUAGAAUUGAUACUUAACAUGCCAGAUGCCCAAGAUGAAGGAGUUUGGAAAUAUGAACAUUUGAGACAAUUUUGUAUGGAACUUAAUGGAUUGGCAGUUAGAUUGCAAGAAGAAUGUCAUCCUGAAACAUGUAAUCAAAUGACAGCCACAGAACAGUGGAUAUUUUUAUGCGCUGCGCAUAAAACUCCUAAAGAAUGUCCUGCUAUUGAUUAUACCAGACAUACACUCGAUGGAGCAGCUUGUUUACUGAACAGUAAUAAAUAUUUUCCUAGCAGAGUGAGCAUUAAAGAAUCUUCAGUAGCUAAACUUGGAUCUGUAUGUCGUAGAGUAUACAGAAUAUUUUCUCACGCAUAUUUUCAUCACAGAACGAUAUUCGACGAAUUUGAAAAUAAAACAUUCCUUUGUCGAAGGUUUACAGCAUUUGUAACUAAAUAUAAUUUGAUGUCGAAAGAUAAUUUAAUAGUACCUAUAAUGGAAGAAGACGGUGCAACUGAGAGUGAUGCAUAAGAUUUUUACAAUAUAAUAGUAUUAUACAAAAACGAAUCAUCAGAUUUAGAGAGAUCUGAUGGGAAUUUGUUUAUAUUAUCAGGAUACAUUUUCCAAAAUAUUUGUAAACGUGAAUGUAUUCUGAUAAUGAUCGAUAAAACUCUGCUCUUAGAAAAUAUUUUAUACCUAUGAGUAUAUAUAGCAUCAAACGAGAGUGAGUAGAAAUUGAUACUAAUGAUUUUUUGAGGAACAGAGAAAUAAAAAUUGCAAGAAAUUUUUUCAUGCUUCAUAAUUAGCUAUAAUACAAUAUAAGUUGAUGUUUAUCUAUGUAAGACUUAUAAAUCUUUGAUAAUAUAUUAAGAGCUCAAUGACAUAGUUUAUUUGGUAUAAAUGGUAUACUAAUUGCAAUUUUGAAACUUAAAGAAAAAGAAACCUGUUUUGAAAUAUUUCUAUAAUGUUUUAUAGUCGUAACGAUGGAAAAGAGAAAAUUUAAUAUUUCUUAUACAUAUUUAUAAUUAAUAAUGUAUCUGUAUCAAAAUCAGUACUCUCAGCUCUAAGAUAAAAGCAACAAAGGUAAAGAAUAAUUUUUUUUUUUUCUUUUUUUUUUUUUCUCUUUUUUUUUUUUUUUGUAGCAUUUAUAUGUAUAUCUGUAAUUAAUUACAACAUGUUAUAAGUAUAAUAAAUACAAUAAUGUGAGAACUUAAAAAUCUUGCUACUGAAAAUAUAGUUCUAAUGGAGAUAAAUUAAGAAAAAAAAAAAAUAAAUAAUUAAAAAAUAUUACAGUCAAUAAUAGUAGAUCCUUAUUUUAAAUAUUACAUUUGCAAAACGCUGUUCCUCUAAUUUUUGAAUUGUUGUAAUAUUGACGCUAAAAGUUCAUGUAUCCUUUUGAUAAUUGUAUACAAAUUUUAUUCUCUCUUUUCAAUGCUAAUUAUAUAAUGUUAUUUUUCUUAAAUGAUAAUCUAUUAAACAGUAAUAAUGCAAAGGACGAUUCUAAUGAUACACAAUCUGCGUGAAGAAAAUUUGGAUAAUUAACAACAAGUUAUUCAUAAUUCUAUGCAAGUCAGUCUUCUGCAUAACAGUAUCUUAAAAGAAUUGGGACUGAUUCUCCAAAAAAAAAAAAAAAAAAAAGAAAAAGAAACGAAGAUGGAAAAUCAAUCGGAAUUGUAUUAUAAUAAUACUUAUUAUUUGUAUAUAUGUAGUUCCCAUAUGUUAUUAUAUCUGUAAUAUGCUGCACUUCUUUUCAAUUGUUUAAACAUAUUUACAUUUUAAUACAUAUAAAUAACAAUUUGUAUUGUUAUUCAAAA